UGUAUAGACCACAAUCAAACAGCAACAUCAGCAGAAGAUGAAGAUGAGAUUUUUCGUUUUCCCAUGUUUUAAAUAUCAAAAGCUCGAAAGUGUAGCUCCAUGAAAACAAUGAAUGUUUUCGUUGUUGCUUCAGUGACUUCAGCUAUUUACCGUAUGUACUUAAAGUCACUUUUUAUUGUGCAACACCUUGUGAUGUCACCCUAGCUACCAUGUGACUGACUUGCAUUGCAAGCACAAAACAAUUCUUAGUCUUAAGAGUAACGUUAAGCAGCAGGUAGUACUGUAGUGGAUAUUAGAGCACUUGCAUCACUGGAAGAAGAGGAAGAAAAGACAAAGACAAUGUAAAGGCAAUGCUAAUGGUAAUGUGCAUUCCAAUUACUAUGCGUGGUGUGUAAAUGGGAGAGCAGGAUAAACGCACUGUUUAGAGGGCAAUGACUGCAGACUGCGCUUAAAUGCAAAAGGUCUCGGUUUUGAUUUAGGAGGCUUUGUAACCUGAAUUAGUUGAUGAAUUUUCUAUCGAUCCUAAACAAGCUCAGAUUCAUCUCUGACACGCAGAUCACGCCACCUCCAUUCUUUCCCCGUUAUUAGCGAGUGCAUAAGAGCUUGGCUGGAGCUAGCCUCUUGCAUCACUCUCCUUGGUACCGCUUUCUUGAAGACUGGUCCAAAACAUAAGGCGUAUUUAUAUUCUAAACCUUUAAACUAUGCUUCAGAUGGCAGUGCUAAUGUUUCUUUCUGCAGUGAGGAGUUGAAGGGGAUGGGGAGGGGUGGGGGUGUCGUUUAGGCUAAGAGGUCCACGCGUUUACAAAAGUCCGAAGUGCUGUUUCGGCCGGUCAGCUUUAGCUUUAUUAUUGUUGUGGUUCUCUCAUUAGCGUAUUAAGUCAAUGCCAAGACAUAAAAAAUGAAACGUGCGUCUGUUCAUAACUAUGUGUCGAUGCUGAGCGCUGUCUAAGGGCGCCCAUUCCCAUUUCCUUAUCCGGGAAUCGCAAGCUUCCACGCCAUUGGCUGUCGCUGUCACAUGGACUCUUAACUUUGUUCACUUGACAGAAAGUAGGAGGGUUCUACGAAACAGGAAAACGAGUAAAGGGAUAGAUAUAAAUUUUAGUAUAUUUUGAGUGCAAUUCAAAGAAAUAAAUGGCCAUGAGUUCCUAUUUGAUCAACUCCAACUAUGUGGACCCCAAGUUUCCCCCCUGCGAGGAAUACUCCCAGAGCGACUACCUACCCAGUCACUCUCCGGACUACUAUAGCGCCCAGAGGCAAGAGCCAUCGUUCCAGCAUGAGACGAUCUACCACCAGCGGUCGGGCUGUGCUGACCCACCCUACACUUCGUGCCAGGGUCCGGGGCAGCCGGCCGUGGUCAUGUCUCCUCGGGGUCACGUCUUAAGCCCAGCACUCCCGACUCCUCUUCCAGAACCAAGUCAUCACUGCGACUCGGUAACCCCGAGCCCUCCGCCCGCCUGCGGUCAGACUCCCAUCAGCCAAAGUACUCCUUCGUCCACUUCACGAAAAGACCCCGUGGUUUACCCCUGGAUGAAGAAAGUGCACGUAAACAUCGUGAGCCCGAACUAUUCGGGGGGAGAGCCAAAGCGCUCGCGCACAGCUUACACACGCCAACAAGUACUCGAGCUGGAGAAAGAGUUUCACUACAACCGCUAUCUUACUCGGAGGCGCAGGGUGGAGAUUGCCCACACUCUUUGCCUUUCUGAGCGACAGAUAAAAAUCUGGUUUCAGAACCGGCGCAUGAAGUGGAAGAAAGACCACAAGCUGCCCAACACGAAGAUACGGUCCAGUCACUCUGCUAACUCAAAUUCAAGUGGCGGCCCACUGGGCAGUCAAAACCGGCCUAGCGGACCUCCACCGAGUCUAUAGCUCCAUUGCACUUCUCCAGAUAGACGCUCAUUAAAAAAAACUCAGUUUCAGGAAUGAGGCGCAAGGAUUCUAGCCACAUUGUCUCAUACAAUCUUCUUAUGAAAACUCGUAACUUGGGUAGAACACGAGGUGUGGUGGGAUGUGAAGGUGAAAAAAUAGCAAAGAAAUGUCUUUUAAACACAAAUGGGGUGAAGACUCGAACUUAAAACACUUCCACAGAUGGCCUCUCUCUCUGUUCAGUUCCCAUUUUUAUCCCGUACCCAUCUCCUGCUCCCUCGCCCUGUCCACAACAACAGAAGGCAGCAGAUAGUUUUCAGAUUUGGUGAAGAUGGAUCCGUGUUUCAUCUUUAAUCAUGCCAAACGCAGCCCCAUUUGUCAUGUUUACUCUGUGGUACAAAGGAUGAACCGUAGGCCUGCCCAUUACCUCGACGUCUAGCGUUGUGCUUAAUAAAUGAGUCGCCUUGUUUUGUCAAGGGCCAUUUUCUAACUCCUAUUCUUUGCUGACUUAAAGCAUAAAACAUAGCUGGACACUGUUCUCGUAAUAUGAAGAUAUUUUUCUUGUAUAAAGGUAAUCUCACAUGUAAUGUUUUUAUUUGCCAAUGGGACAGAUAAAAGAUCGUGUGCGGUUCAAUUGUCAUUCAGACAACGGGGACUCGUUUCAUUUUUUGAUGUCUGGUUUGUUUGGCGCAGUUUAGACUGAGAAGAGGAUAUUCAGACGUUUGUUUGCAAUGUCUCAUAGAUGUUUUAUUGAGAUUCGAUGGAAAGUAAUAUGACUUAAAUAAAGCUGGGCAUAUACAUAACCAAAAGUGGUACAAUGCAAAGUAUUUUAAAAAGAGCUCUGCUAGAUUCUAUUUUAAUUACCUCAGUUGCAAUUGUGUUGAUGUCUUUGUUAUCUAGAUUUAUGAAGUGUAAUUUUUUGUUCAUUUUAUUAAAAUGCAAAUAUCUGCAAAAAGUCUGCAUUUGGUUGCAAGUUGAAAUGUAAUUUAAACCUUUGUGUGGCCAGGGUUGUAUAGAGAAGGUGCCAAUAUAGCAUGAAAUGUUACACUUUAUUUUUUAUUUCCCUUGAUAUUUUCGUCUGCAAACCUCUGCAUUUUGCGUCAAGUAAACACAUGCACAUGCUGUGCACCUUUCUUUUUUUCGUGUUCUUACCUGUGCCAUGUUUUUUUUUGUAUUUUAUUUUUUAUAUAUAUAUUUUUCACAUUCCAAAGAUCAAGCCUGCCACUUGACACAAUGUAUUUUCUAUAAUUCAUAUUUGUAUGUCGUCCAUUUUCUGCUUAUGCUUUCCACUGUCUUAUUUGUUAUUUGUAAAUAGUUAUAGAAAUUUAAUAAAUCACAGACAAAAAAUA
Messenger RNA from Astyanax mexicanus (Mexican tetra), 3212 nucleotides. RefSeq names its product homeobox B4a (gene hoxb4a). Lineage: Eukaryota; Metazoa; Chordata; Actinopteri; Characiformes; Acestrorhamphidae. The record is from RefSeq and is a predicted model, not a curated record. Gene Ontology annotation, cellular component: nucleus. Gene Ontology annotation, biological process: anterior/posterior pattern specification; embryonic skeletal system morphogenesis; regulation of transcription by RNA polymerase II. Bases 1132 to 1866 code for a protein of 244 amino acids. Gene Ontology annotation, molecular function: RNA polymerase II cis-regulatory region sequence-specific DNA binding; DNA-binding transcription factor activity, RNA polymerase II-specific. The transcript has 2 exons.